AUCAGUUUGAAACCGCAGAACUAAUAACAAGCACACACAGCACGGUUCAAAAACAAAUACAUACAAUGGCCGUUAAGAUGAUCAUUUUCGCCGCCUGCGUGGCCACCACACUCGCCCAAUACGCCGCCCCAGCAUACCCAGCGCAUCACGCUGAAGCUGAACACGCAUACGCCCCAACCCCGUACAACUUCGAAUACAGCGUAAACGACCCACACACUUACGACGUGCACAGCCAAUCUGAAUCCAGCGACGGAAAAGGUAACGUCAAGGGAACUUACAGCCUUUUGGAAGCCGAUGGUUCCACCCGCGUCGUCGAAUACACCGCCGAUGACCACAGCGGUUUCAACGCUGAAGUCAAGAAAAUUGAAGGACACAGCCAAGGUUACAACGCACCUGCCCCAGCCUACAAGCCAGCUUACUCCGCACCCGCAUACUCCGCACCCACAUACUCUGCACCCGCUCACUCUGCACCAGCCUACUCUGCACCCGCUCACUCUGCAUCAGCAUACCCUGCACCAGCAUACUCUGCACCCGCACAUUCUGCACCAGCUUACUCCGCUCCAGCCUACAAGCCAGCAUACUAAUUUGCUUAGUCAUGCAUGCCACUAUCCUUCAUAUUUUUCAUGUUUCUUCGUUCAACUUUCAAUUUUACAGUGUUCACAUUGAACCUUAUUACCAUCUUAUUAUGUAAAAUACUUAGUAAGACUAUUAUGUAUUGAUAGUAUGUAAAUAUAUGCAUUUAAAUAUGUAUUUAUUGUA
Acyrthosiphon pisum (pea aphid) is the source of this 759-nucleotide messenger RNA. RefSeq lists its product as uncharacterized. The record is from RefSeq and is marked predicted. NCBI's taxonomy places the organism in Eukaryota, Metazoa, Arthropoda, Insecta, Hemiptera, Aphididae. Gene Ontology annotation, cellular component: extracellular matrix.